AUGGCUUUCAACCGCCCCGGCAUCGCCUCCAUGUCCCUGGGUCGACCAUGGGUACACGAUCUUCCCGGCAAGCUCAUGCAAGCCGCCGCCCACGGCUUCGAGGGCAUUGAACUCUUCUUCGACGACCUAGACUGCUACGCCCAGCGAGUCUUUGCUGGCGACCACCAUGAAGCUGCUCGCUCUACCCGGCGCAUCUGUGACCGUCUCGGCAUGACCAUCAUCUGCCUGCAGCCCUUUUCCAUGUAUGAAGGUCUCAUCGACCGCAGCGAGUCAGACCGACUUGUCAACGAGAAGCUUCCCAAGUGGUUCACCCUGGCGCGGGCGCUAGGCACUGAUAUGAUCCAGGUCCCGUCCAACUUCCUUGGACCGGACCCUGAGACCGGUGCCGCUCGUACCACCGGUGAUCGCGCUGUGAUCGUUCGUGACCUCCAGCGCUUGGCGGACCUUGGUGCCGGCGCCGGGUUCCGCUUCGUCUACGAGGCUCUGUGCUGGGGUGAUCAUGUCAACACCUGGGAGGCCUCGUGGGAAAUUGUUCGUGAUGUCAACCGUCCUAACUUUGGUCUUUGCCUCGACUCAUUUAACAUUGCUGGGCGUGUGUAUGCGGAUCCUGCAUCGCCCUCUGGCUGCACACCGAAUGCCGCUGCUGAUCUGGCUGCCUCGCUGCAACGUUUGCGCACGGCGAACAUCGACCCGGCCAAGAUUUUCUAUGUUCAGCUCGUCGACGGUGAGCGUCUCUCUGCUCCUCUGGACGAGAAGCACCCCUUCCACGUCGCUGGCCAGCCUACCCGCAUGAACUGGUCCCGCAACGCCCGUCUGUUCCCCUUCGAAGAAUCCCGUGGCGGAUAUCUUCCCAUUGUGGACAUUGCUCGCGUCUUCUUCGAGGACCUCGGUUUCCGCGGCUGGGUUUCCCUUGAAUUGUUCAGUCGCACUCUUGGCGAAACCGAUGCCUUUGUUCCCGCUGACCAUGCCCGCCGCGGUAUUGACUCAUAUAACAAAAUGGCCCACGUUCUGGGCUGGGAGGAGCCCACGGAGAAGAUCUCCGCGUGCAUCCCAGCACCUGAAUCGCCCGUUCAACACCGUCUUUAA
Molecule: messenger RNA, 1086 nt
Organism: Penicillium brevicompactum
Lineage: Eukaryota; Fungi; Ascomycota; Eurotiomycetes; Eurotiales; Aspergillaceae
Product: sugar phosphate isomerase/epimerase family protein
Exons: 1
Coding region: 1-1086 (361 amino acids)
Source: RefSeq, a predicted model, not a curated record